CACCGACCACACCGUGGCUUCUCUCCGUCGUCGGAUGAUUUUCUUCGAGGAAUCGGCUGCGAUUCACCGUUGACCGUCGAUAGUGCUCGGUUGUUUUUCGAGAUAGUCUAUUAUCUGUAAAGUCAAAGUUGCUUUUGUGUCGUAGAUUCUCCACGCAAAUUGAUUGCACGCGGAUCUAAGCGCUCGUCGAGCGUUUUAGUGCGUCGUCACGACUAUUUUUCGGACCCAUCAAGAGAGUUAUUGGCAAAAACAUGAAGGAGAUACUAAUCGCGCUCUGCGCGAUUUUAGCUGUCUCCACAGCUAUGGUGGUCAUAAAUGCUGAACCAAAAGAGAAGGUGGAUCAUCUUUUAGGUGCGGAUGAAUGUACAUGGGGUCCAAGUUACUGGUGUCAGAAUCUAAAGGUUGCCAAAGGAUGCAGUGCUGUCAACCACUGUAUUCAUAAGUGGGAAAAAAUGGAAGUUCCAGAGGAUGAUGAUGAUGUGUGUGGAAUUUGUAAAGAUAUGGUUAAACAAGCAAGAGAUCAGUUAGAAAGUAAUCAAACUCAACAAGAUCUGAAAGAUGUGUUUGAAGGCAGUUGCAAAUUAAUUCACAUUGAGCCAAUUGUCAAGGAAUGCAUCACUAUUGUUGAUGAAUUCAUUCCCGAACUUGUGGAAACAUUGGCAUCUCAAAUGAAUCCAUCUAUGGUCUGUUCAGUUGCAGGACUUUGUAACAGUGCUCAUAUUGAUAAAUUGCUUGCUGAAUAUCAAGAAUCACCAGAAAAGAAGGAUGAAACAAAGUCAGUUGUAUUGAAGAAUGAUGAGAUUGAACCUGACGAAUGUACUAAGUGUUAUACAAUAGGAAAGUACAUGGAAAACAAAUUACAUAAUACGCCACAAGAAACAAUGCUCACUCAAUUUUUACGUGUUUGCGGUCAACUUAGUUCUUUCUCGGAUUCCUGUGCAGCUAUUGUUAUAACUCAUUUUCACGAAAUUUAUGAUCAUCUGCACAACAAUUUUAAUGCAGAGAAUUUAUGCCAUUUAUCCGGACAGUGCAGCAGCAAAUUCCACAAACAUGAAGACGAUGAUGUGGUCCCGAAGGUAGAAAUAACUCCGUUGUCGAGUGUGGGCAUGGUAGAGGUUGGCGAUGAUCUUCCUUGCAAGUUAUGCGAACAGCUUGUAGGUCAUUUAAGAGAUCUUCUAGUUGCAAACACGACGGAACUUGAAUUUAAACAGGUUCUUCUGGGUCUGUGUAAACAGACUAAGUCUUUUGCUGACGAGUGUUCAGAAAUAGUCAAGGAAUAUUACCCAGAAAUUUAUGAAUAUCUUACUCGAGGAUUGAACACCAAUCUUGUUUGUCAGUUAUCUGGAAUUUGUCCUUCACCUGGCAAAAUGGGACCAAUCUGGCCUUUACUUCCGGAGGAAUCGGCGAAAAUAGGAUUGAGCAUAUUAAAUAGUAAACAGAAAAAAGAUGUAGUUGCUAUCGGCAAGAAAUCGGAAGCUGAAGAAAUGCAAUUGCCGAUUGAGAGAAUGAUGCCUUCUUUGCUUUUAUCUCCAGAUUAUGGAAGCAUUGAAAACAAGCAAACAUGUGCAUUGUGCGAAUAUAUAUUACACUAUAUACAAGACACCAUUUCAAGUCCCACAACUGAGGAUGAAAUAAAAAAAACUCUUGAGAAAAUCUGUAAGAAGGUACCCUCUAUUAAAGGUAAAUGUGAAGAAUUUAUAGAGACUUACGGAGAUGCAGUUAUGGCCAUACUUAUACAAGAAAUUGAUCCGUCAGAGGUGUGCCCUAUGAUACACGUUUGCCCAUCGAAGGAAUUGUUGAACAUGUUCGAACAAAUUCCCAAGAAAUUUAAACUUGAAUCCGUUGCGGAAGAACAUGUUGAAGAUAAGCCAAAUUGUCCGCUCUGUCUGCUUGCGGUAACGCAGAUUUACAACGCCAUUAAAGCGAACAAAACUGAGGCAAAUAUUGAGGCCGAGUUGGGCAAAUUAUGCGAUCAUUUACCACACAGUUUGACCAAACAGUGCACAGAUUUUGUGAAGGCAUACAGCAAAGAGCUUAUAGAAAUGCUGCUUGCAGAUCUGACUCCUCAAGAAGUGUGCACUUAUCUUAAGUUGUGCGAUGACACCAAGAAUCCUGGUCCGAAGCGUAUUUCUCAGAGAGAACAAGAAAUACUAACCAAUGAAAUAUCUCAGUAUCCAUUGUACGUGGCUGAUCCGAAAGAUGUUUUGGAUGAUGGAAUUUGCAUAAUGUGUGAAUUUGCAAUGCAAUAUCUUGAUAAAGAGAUUGGUGAUAAAAAGUCGCGAGAUAAAAUUGAAAGAGAGAUUCACAGUAUGUGCGACCAUCUACCAAAAACAGUUUCUAAAGAGUGUAACAGCUUCGUAGACAAGUAUGCUGAUGCCGUACUGAGCAUUCUUACGAACAAUGUUAGUCCUAAAGAAGUUUGCACUAUGCUUAGUCUCUGUAAAGUCAGUAUAAAGCAAAUUCGAGAAUCUGUAACAGAAUGUGCCUUAUGUCGAGCAAUUAUAACUCAAGUUGACAAAUUGUUAUAUAAUUCAAAAACCGAUGCUGAAAUCGAGGAAGUGGUUAAGAAGGUGUGCAAAUAUCUGCCAUCGGAAAAACAACCUGAGUGCAAUAAAAUGAUUGAUAUUUAUGGACAAAGUAUAAUAAACAUGCUGAGAGCCCAUAUGGACAGUGAGAAAAUGUGCGAGAAGAUGGCUUUAUGUUCUUCCAAUGAUUAUUUUGCAAUGUCAUUCAAGAGUUCGCGUCAAUUUCGAUCGAUCAACGAACUCAAAAAGUGCACAUGGGGCCAAUCGUUUGUGUGCGAAAAUGAAGAACUUGCUAGACUCUGUAAUGUUACAAAGCAAUGCGAAGAGUAUCGCAAAAAUGGCGAAGUUGUGUAAAUUGUAUUAAUUCCGAGUGACGGCUGCAAAUUCGACAUCUAAGCAGCAGGGAAAACAAAAAGGAACUAAAAAAAAAAAAAGCUACGAUGCUUUUCGGUUAAAAGGCUAGAAGAUUCUAAGAGCCUGAGCACAAUAGAGAAAAUAUUAGAAAUAAAAAUUGGAAAUAAAAGUUAAAUGUACUGUACAAUGACAAAAAAUAAAAUAUAACAAAUACAGAAAUUGUCAUGGCUGCAUGAUAUACAGCCUAUAUUUAUAUAUAUGUUAUAUUUUGUUUUUUCGCAUUGUGCAUUACAUUUAAACUCUGUUUUUAAUUACUAUUCCUAAUAUUUUCUCUAUUGUGCUCAGGCCCUAAUUGUAGCAAAUAAUCUAUUUCAUGUUACGUAUGAUAUUAUAUCAAUCCUUAUACUAAUCUCUAUAUCGAAACACUCGAAUAACAUUGAUGAUCUGUGUAGAUGCGACAAUCGCCAUGCGAUUUUUAAACCACAAAUGUUGCAUAUAGUUUGCGAUACUUAAGCUACGUUGACAUUUUCAAAAAGUUUUUAGCUUUCUAUAACUUGCAAGAACUCUUUUUUGUCUGACUAUGUAAAAAAAACUUUGUAAUCUGACUAGUGGCAAUAUCAAAUCCUAGUGAAUUUUAUAUUUAUUUUUUGGGUGAAUUCUUUUUCUUGGAGCUCCACAAAUUGUUUAGUUUGCAUUCAACUGUGAUAAUGAUAAAAAAUCGUUGCUUUGUGAAUUGCAUGCUCCUUAAGUGUGAUUUAUUAAGAUGUACCAUUUGUAUUUCUUUAAUAAAGAUGUUCUUGAGAUAUU
Pseudomyrmex gracilis is the source of this 3686-nucleotide messenger RNA. It is a transcript of the gene Sap-r, whose product is annotated as prosaposin. NCBI's taxonomy places the organism in Eukaryota, Metazoa, Arthropoda, Insecta, Hymenoptera, Formicidae. Gene Ontology annotation, cellular component: lysosome. The coding region runs from base 252 to 2879 and encodes 875 amino acids. Gene Ontology annotation, biological process: sphingolipid metabolic process. The record is from RefSeq and is a predicted model, not a curated record. The transcript is spliced from 14 exons.